CUCUCUCCUCUCUGUCCGUCUCUCGCCCACCAUCGCCGCCGUCUCUCGCAGGUCUCUCAGGCGAGCAAUUUAGGGUUUCGGCCGGUUUUGGGGAGGGGGAAUCACCGUCGCUCGAUCGCGCCGCCGGAGCGAGGAUGGGCGGCGGCAACGGCCAGAAAGCCAAGAUGGCCCGCGAGAAGAACCUGGAGAAGUCCAAAGCCACCAAAGGGAGCCAACUGGAGUCUAACAAGAAAGCUAUGAAUAUCCAGUGUAAGGUCUGUAUGCAAACAUUCAUGUGCACCACAUCAGAGGUGAAGUGCAGGGAACAUGCUGAAGCCAAGCACCCAAAGAGUGACGUUUCUGCUUGUUUUCCGCAUCUUAAAAAAUGACGAGUCACAUGUAAGUUUAAGCAGUUGGGGAAACGUUACACCGUUUAUGUAAAGUGUCUACUAUUGUGUUUAGGAAUCCUUUUGGGACCGAAGCUGCUUGUUGGAAGUUGUGGAUGUUCGUGUCAGUCAAAGUGAGGUCAGAUGGAGGGGGAGGAGAGGUCGAUUUCGUCCAGUUUAAGUGUUAUCAUUUUGUUGACUCUUAUAUCAGCACCUCACAUGAGUAAUUGGUUCUUUGAGCUAUAUACUGGGUUGGUUCUUUCUA
This is a messenger RNA of Syzygium oleosum, 630 nucleotides long. RefSeq lists its product as uncharacterized. NCBI's taxonomy places the organism in Eukaryota, Viridiplantae, Streptophyta, Magnoliopsida, Myrtales, Myrtaceae. The transcript has 3 exons. The record is from RefSeq and is a predicted model, not a curated record. Bases 135 to 368 code for a protein of 77 amino acids.